This is a messenger RNA of Cataglyphis hispanica, 1624 nucleotides long. RefSeq names its product probable glucosamine 6-phosphate N-acetyltransferase (gene Gnpnat). Gene Ontology annotation, cellular component: endoplasmic reticulum-Golgi intermediate compartment; endoplasmic reticulum; Golgi apparatus. Gene Ontology annotation, biological process: UDP-N-acetylglucosamine biosynthetic process. The coding region runs from base 606 to 1175 and encodes 189 amino acids. Gene Ontology annotation, molecular function: monosaccharide binding; glucosamine 6-phosphate N-acetyltransferase activity. The transcript is spliced from 7 exons. NCBI's taxonomy places the organism in Eukaryota, Metazoa, Arthropoda, Insecta, Hymenoptera, Formicidae. The record is from RefSeq and is a predicted model, not a curated record.
AUUUCUGAACACAUCCUUAAGAAGAGUGAAAUUAAAGAAGUAAUGCUUGGAUGUGAUUGUGUGCGUUUUAUUGCAAAAACGAAGACGGGAAAAAUCAAAUAAUGUUAAAAGUCAAAAGUCUAGUUGUGUAUGUGUUGACUCACUUUCUCGAGAAUUUAAACGUUUAAAGCAUUCUUAAGAUUUCAAAUAAAUGAAUAUAUGCAACACGCGAAAUGUCAUUUCGACAACAUACACACACCUUCAUAUAUGGUCACACUGGAAAAAAUACAGAUCUGUAAGCUUUAGUUGACUCAACGGAAAGCCAUGUCAACGAAAGUAUGGUUAUGACAGAAUGUGUUCGGAGAUCCUAACCCUAAAGUAACGUGACGUUUAAUUGACCAAUCAGGAUAAAAUAAAUAAAGAUUUCUGCAAGCUGAUUGGUCAAAUAAAUGCUACUCUAUCGGCUCUAUCCCACGAGUAAGAUUUCUGAAUGUACCUACGAAAGUUGUGUCAGGUCACAUCGUCAGAUGCGACAGAUGCGAGCCAGCGAACAGAUAAGAUCAAAGCUUGAUGCUUGAUACGGGAUUGACAAGUGAACGUGGGCCGCAAAAGAGUGUGAAACAAGCAUGAACCAAACGCAGGGAAAAACUAUUGAAGAGGAUGAAAUUAAUCUCUUCAAUCCCGCUAUAUUAGAUCGAUUGUCAAUAUCGCAUGUCGUUGGAUUAUUUAUAAGACCAUUAAGAAGUACAGAUUAUGAGAAAGGUUUUUUAGUUCUUUUAUCUCAAUUGACUGAUGUUGGAAGUGUCACCAAGGAACAAUUCUUAAAUAGAUUCUACAGCAUGAAGGCUGCUGGUGGUUACUAUGUUGUAGUUAUUGAGGACACAAAUUCUGGAAAAGUAAUUGCAUGUGCAACAUUAGUUACAGAGCAGAAGUUUAUUCAUAAUUGUAGUUUGCGAGGACGUCUGGAAGAUGUAGUGGUCAAUAAUAAUUACAGAGGUAAAUCAUUGGGAAAACUAGUGGUGACAAUAAUAGUGCAAUUAGCACGCUAUUUUCACUGUUAUAAGCUAUCUUUGGAUUGCACAGACCGUCUGGUACCAUUCUAUGAGAACAUAGGUUUUAUACGAGAAACUAACAAUGCAAAUUAUCUUAAUAUGCGUUUCCAUAGUGAAAACACUACUGAACAGUCGCAUUUAUAGUAACUGAAUUGUUUUAUUGUGCCCUUAUCUGACGAUAAUGCCAAUUGACCAAUCAAAUACUUGUAGUGUAAAUAUAUAUAUAUAUAUAUAUAAUGUAAAAAAUAGCAUUAUAUCCUUAACAAGAUUUCAUAUUUGGAAGUAGGUACAUUUGUCGAAAUUAAAAUACUGCUCUCAAUUUCUUCUAAAAGGAAAAUAUCUCAUUAGUUUAUAAAAAUUAAAAAAAAGUUGUGCUUUUUGUACAAGAAAAAAUUUAUUAUACUAAUGUUUAUGUAAAUUAAAAUAUUUUAAGUUUUAUGUUGUAUCUUUUAUAUUUUAAAUUAAGAUUAGCAUUGGAGUGUUUUUUAAAAAAAAUGUGUCUUAUAUACAUAUAAAAUAUAUUGACAUAUUAUAGAUUCCAUAAGUUAUGUAAAAAGUGAAAGCAACUGUUAAAUAAAAUAAUUUUUACUUAA